AUGCACCGUUCCAGUCUCUCCCUCACGGCGGUCCUCCUGCACGCAGCCGGAGUAUGUGGCGCCACCCUAUCGCUCUUUAAUCCCUGGAACGCUAGCGAGUGGAUAGCCUCUGAUGACACCGUCCGCGGUGGCUUGAGCCGAUCGGGCCUGGAAAUCAUCUCCCCCGACGCAUCCGAGAACCCCUUCGACAGCCCCAUCGCCAGUUUCUUCGGCACCCUCGACUACGAGGCCCUCAACGGCAGCGGAUUCGCCUCGCAGAGGACCGUUGACGGCUGGCCCGGCGUGGACCUCUCGGCUUAUGACAGGCUCGUUCUGGAAGUGCCCUACACUGACGGGAAGACUUACACGCUCAAUGUCAAGGACACCGUGCUCCCGCCGGUCAACGGGGUGGAGCAGGCGUCUGUCAGCUGGGAGCACGAUUUCCAGCUGCCGGCCCAGGAGGCGACUUCCGCGGAUGACUAUGCCCAGGUCGUUGUCAUGUUUGAGGAUCUGAUCCCGACCUAUCGUGGCAGGGUGCAGAAUGAUACGGCGCCCCUUGACCUGGCGGAUAUCAAGAGAUUCAACAUUAUGAUCCGCAGCUUCUUCGGCCAAGAGACACAAGCAGGCGACUUUGAGCUGAGAAUCAAAUCAAUAUUGGCUGCAGAUUCUGCGGCUGUCUGA
This is a messenger RNA of Diaporthe amygdali, 660 nucleotides long. RefSeq lists its product as uncharacterized. The record is from RefSeq and is a predicted model, not a curated record. Lineage: Eukaryota; Fungi; Ascomycota; Sordariomycetes; Diaporthales; Diaporthaceae. Gene Ontology annotation, biological process: NADH dehydrogenase complex assembly. The coding region runs from base 1 to 660 and encodes 219 amino acids. The transcript is spliced from 2 exons.